CAUGAUUCUAAUUGCGGGAACCUAAAUCUAGAUGAGACUUGCGUUUCUGCACUCAUCUCUCCUUCGAUCAAGACGUCCAUCUCAUCAUAUUACUCUCCGUUUGUCUCUAAGAAUGUCUUCCUCUUAUGAUGGCCCAUGGACUGCACGCAAAGUGCGCGAAGAAUUCUUCAACUACUUCCGCUCCAAAAACCACACUUUUGUUCCAUCUUCUUCAACCGUACCCUACGAUGAUCCUACUCUCCUGUUCGCAAAUGCUGGCAUGAACCAGUAUAAAUCCAUAUUCCUGGGUACUGUCGAUCCCAAUUCCGAGCGAGGCAAGCUGAAGCGUGCUUUCAACAGCCAAAAGUGCAUCCGCGCAGGUGGCAAGCAUAAUGACCUGGAGGACGUUGGCAAAGACUCCUACCACCACACAUUCUUCGAGAUGCUUGGAAACUGGUCAUUUGGUGACUACUUCAAGAAAGAAGCCAUCGAAUUUUCAUGGGACCUAUUAACCAACGUAUACGGGCUGCCCAAAGACCGAUUAUAUGUUACUUACUAUGCUGGAGACCCACAAAAUGGAAUACCCACCGACGAGGAAGCAAAACAACACUGGCUAAGCCAGGGUAUCUCACCAGAUCACGUUAUCGCGUCAAAAGGAAAUUUCUGGGAAAUGGGCGCAACCGGACCCUGUGGGCCUUGUAGUGAAAUACACUUCGACCGCAUUGGUGGACGUAAUGCUGCACACCUCGUGGAUGGUGACGACCCAAACGUCCUUGAGAUAUGGAACAACGUCUUCAUACAGUUCAACCGUGACGAUGACGGCUCACUAAAGCCACUCCCAAGCAAGCAUGUUGAUACCGGCAUGGGUUUCGAACGACUUGUCUCAGUCCUCCAAAACAAGCUUUCGAACUAUGACACUGAUGUGUUCUCCCCGAUCUUCACCCGCAUACAGGAAUUAACUGGAGCAAGACCGUAUAGCGGGAAAUUUGGCAACGAUGAUGUGGAUGGUAUUGAUACUGCAUACCGUGUCGUUGCUGAUCACGUACGGACGCUUUCGUUUGCGCUGAGUGAUGGUGGUGUGCCCAACAACGUUGGCCGUGGUUAUGUCCUUCGUCGGAUCCUUCGUCGUGGUUCACGCUAUGUCAGGAAGAAGCUUGGUGCACCCAUCGGUUCAUUUUUCUCUUCUUUGAUGCCUGUGGUCGUGGAGACUAUGGGUGAUGUCUUCCCCGAACUUACGAAGAAGCAAGGCGACAUCAAAGAGAUCCUUGACGAGGAGGAAGAGUCCUUCUCACGUACCCUUGAUCGGGGCGAGAAGCUCUUUGACCAAUACGCGACACGUACGAAAGAUCUGGGUGCUAAGGAGCUUAACGGCGCAGACAUAUGGCGACUGUAUGACACGUACGGGUUCCCCGUCGACCUUACACGGCUCAUGGCGGAGGAGCUUGGCCUCGGAAUCAAUGAGAAGGAGUUUGAGGAUGCCCAAGAACAUUCAAAGCUCGCGAGCAAGGGGUCAUUCAAAAAGGAUAAGGCGGAUCUUGUGAAACUUGAUGUCCAUGAUCUCGCUGCAUUGGAGAAGAACGACGCGAUACCCAAAACAGAUGACUCGUCCAAAUUCCAACUUGGCAAUAUCACUGCUACAGUGAAGGGCAUUUACUACCACAAGGAAUUCAUCUCGUCAUCAUCUGGUAUACCAGCGGAUGCAAACUUUGGCGUGCUCCUCGACCGCACAAGCUUCUACGCAGAGGCUGGUGGCCAGGAGUAUGACACUGGCAACAUCGUCAUCGACGGCGCGACCGAUUUUGAGGUGACAAACGUCCAGGCAUACAACGGCUACGUUCUCCACACCGGUUCUCUCAAAUACGGCCAACUUUCUGUCGGUGAUGAAGUCAUUUCCUCCUACGAUGAGCUCCGCCGCUGGCCGCUGCGCAGCAACCACACCGCAACGCACAUACUCAAUUUCUGUCUCCGUGAGGUGCUCGGCGACCACAUUGACCAGAGGGGCUCGCUCGUGGCACCGACAAAGCUCCGUUUCGACUUUUCGCAUAAAGCACAGAUCUCCCUCCCAGAGCUCAUGAAGAUCGAGUCGAUGAGCAUUGACUGGAUAAAGAAGAAUGUAAGGGUAUAUGGCAAGGACCUGGAUCUCACGACUGCGCAUAAGAUAUCCGGCCUGCGGGCGGUCUUCGGCGAGGCAUACCCGGAUCCUGUGCGUGUUGUUGUGCUCGGGUACGAUGUAGACGAGGUCGCGGAAGACAUCAACAACCCAAAGUGGCGGAGCACGAGUGUUGAAUUUUGUGGUGGCACUCAUGUUGUGAAAACGGGCGAUAUCAAAGACUUCGUUAUCACGGAGGAGUCUGGGAUUGCGAAGGGAAUCCGGAGGAUAGUUGCUGUGACUGGCCAAGAGGCGCAUGAGGCGUCCCGUGUUGCCAAUUCUCUUAAGGUCCGUCUUGAGCAGCUCGAGUUGACAGAAGGCAAGGAAAAGGAUACCGGGCUCAAGGCUCUCAGUGUGGAACUUGGACAGGCAGAUAUAUCAGUUCUUCUGAAAGCAGAGCUUAAAGACCGUCUGGCGACUGUUCGCAAGGCGCUUGAUAAGCAAAUCAAAGAAAAGGAGAAUGCGAUAAACAAGGCGGCUUUGAACGCUCUGGUCACCUUCUUCGAGGAGAAGCCUGACUCAGAGGUCUACUUUGCCAUUCUUGAGGUUGAUGGUAAUGCAAAGAUCUUGCAAAACGUCGUUAUGCAAGGCAAGAAGCUUGGCAAGACGGUCUACGUUUUCAGUGUCGACGCAGAGGGCGGUAAGGUCGCACAUGCAAACUACGUUUCCGAAUCCGCACGGUCAAGAGGCCUCGAUGCUCGGACAUGGGCAUCCAAAGUGAGCGAUAUCCUCGGCGGAAAGGCUGGAGGGAAGGAGGAUGGUGCUCAAGGUGUUGGGGUUAACGUCGCCGAGGUUGAAGAGGCUCUGAAGGUCGCGCGAGAGACGUUUUCAAGCAAGUAUAACUAAGGAUUUCUCUAUGCAGUGAACACCCAGCUAUAGGAAAAUGCACUGUACAAUGUACUGGGAAUAUUGAGGCUCUGCUCUACAUUAUGUUUUUACAGCACAGCCCCGAACACAGCUGUUUAGGGGUACACAGCCACCACGAAACGGAAGUUUCCCCUUUAUGUAUCCGUCUACCGCUCUUCC
Molecule: messenger RNA, 3154 nt
Organism: Suillus subalutaceus
Lineage: Eukaryota; Fungi; Basidiomycota; Agaricomycetes; Boletales; Suillaceae
Product: tRNA synthetases class II (A)-domain-containing protein
Exons: 11
Coding region: 32-2974 (980 amino acids)
Biological process (GO): alanyl-tRNA aminoacylation; tRNA modification
Cellular component (GO): mitochondrion; cytoplasm
Molecular function (GO): alanine-tRNA ligase activity; amino acid binding; aminoacyl-tRNA deacylase activity
Source: RefSeq, a predicted model, not a curated record